CGUGCCCCGCCAGCGGAGGCCGGGAGGACCAGGAACCCAGGAGAGCAUGGCCACGCUGCGCCGGCUUCGGGAGGCGCCGCGGCACUUACUGGUUUGCGAGAAAUCCAACUUCGGCAACCACAAGUCGCGCCACCGGCAUCUUGUGCAGACGCACUACUAUAACUACAGGGUUUCAUUUCUCAUUCCUGAAUGUGGGAUACUAUCGGAAGAACUGAAAAACCUGGUCAUGAACACUGCACCCUAUUACUUUGUGAAGAAUUUACCUCUUCAUGAAUUAAUUACACCUGAAUUCAUCAGUACCUUUAUAAAGAAAGGUUCUUGCUAUGCACUAACAUACAAUACAAAUAUUGAUGAAGAUAAUACUGUUGCCCUGCUACCAAAUGGGAAAUUAAUUUUGUCACUGGAUAAAGACACUUAUGAAGAAACUGGACUUCAGGGUCAUCCAUCUCAGUUUUCUGGCAGAAAAAUUAUGAAAUUUAUUGUUUCCAUUGAUUUGAUGGAAUUAUCCUUAAACUUGGAUUCUAAGAAGUAUGAAAGAGUAUCUUGGUCCUUCAAAGAAAAGAAGCCAUUGAAAUUUGAUUUUCUUUUGGCUUGGCAUAAUACAGGUUCAGAAGAAUCGACAAUGAUGUCGUAUUUUUCCAAGUACCAAAUUCAGGAGCAUCAGCCAAAAGUAGCACUGAGCACGUUGAGAGAUCUCCAGUGCCCAGUGCUGCAGAGCAGCGAGCUGGAGGGAACGCCAGAGGUGUCCUGCCGGGCUCUGGAGCUCUUCGACUGGCUCGGCGCCGUCUUCAGUAAUGUCGACCUAAAUAAUGAGCCUAAUAAUUUCAUAUCAACCUAUUGCUGUCCUGAGCCAAGCACAGUGGUGGCAAAAGCUUAUUUGUGUACAAUCACUGGCUUCAUACUUCCAGAGAAGAUCUGUCUCCUAUUGGAACAUCUCUGGUAACUGGCAGAAGCAAAACAGAUUGUCUUUGGAGGAACUCGGAGAGUUUCAAGGAAUGUAAGUUCAUAGAAAAAAAUCACAAGUGUAAAAUAGACAAGAACCAGCAGAAACAAGGGGCAGAAGCAGGCCGUUAAGUCUCAGAAAGACUUAAGAUGUUAAAGUUAGCAAGCACAUCCGUAAAGUAUGCUUUAUGCUUACAGAAAUAAGGAGGGUUAAAUGGCACGAGUAUAAGAACAACGAAGCAGAUUGUAAAAAGUGCCAAACAAAUCUGGGAAUGAAAAAUAUAAUUGAAAUUGCAAAUUCCACUGGUUGGUUUAACAGCAGACUAGACGCCACUGAAAAUAGAAUAAUGGAUAUGAAGAAAUUAAGAUCUUUUCAAAUUUGCAAAAGCUGAAAGACUGUCACCCACAGGUCUGCACUGCAAGAAAAGUUAAAGGAUGUCCUUUGGGCAGAAGGAAAAUGCCUGCCUUCUGAAGGAAAUAAGCACUGGAAAUAGUAACAACAUGGGUAAAUGUAGGAUUUAUUAUUUAAACCUCUUUAAAAGACAGUUAUUUAAAUAAAAGUCAUAGUGUGGGAUUUAUAAUAUAUGUAAGAGUAAAAUGGAUGACCACAAUAGCUUAAAGAUUAGGAGAGAGAGGAGAAUCAUGCUAUUGUAAAGUUCUCAUACACAAGGUGACGUGCUACCAUUUGUGAUAAGUUACAGAUAUGUGCUGUAAACCCUAAAGCAGCUGCUAAAAUGACAUACCAAAAAAUCAUACCUAUUAAA
This is a messenger RNA of Gorilla gorilla gorilla (western lowland gorilla), 1706 nucleotides long. It is a transcript of the gene RPP40, whose product is annotated as ribonuclease P/MRP subunit p40. The coding region runs from base 47 to 943 and encodes 298 amino acids. Gene Ontology annotation, cellular component: multimeric ribonuclease P complex; ribonuclease MRP complex. The record is from RefSeq and is a predicted model, not a curated record. Gene Ontology annotation, molecular function: ribonuclease P activity; ribonuclease MRP activity. The transcript is spliced from 8 exons. Gene Ontology annotation, biological process: endonucleolytic cleavage in ITS1 to separate SSU-rRNA from 5.8S rRNA and LSU-rRNA from tricistronic rRNA transcript (SSU-rRNA, 5.8S rRNA, LSU-rRNA); tRNA 5'-leader removal. Lineage: Eukaryota; Metazoa; Chordata; Mammalia; Primates; Hominidae.